Trichoderma asperellum CBS 433.97 is the source of this 2999-nucleotide messenger RNA. The record is from RefSeq and is a predicted model, not a curated record. NCBI's taxonomy places the organism in Eukaryota, Fungi, Ascomycota, Sordariomycetes, Hypocreales, Hypocreaceae.
AUGGCUCCGCGACCUCGAUCAAACGGCGUGGACACCGACGCGUCCAUGUCCGACGCUCCAGAGCAUCCCCAUGCUGAGGAAAUGGAGGUCGAUGAGACUCCCGACUAUACCGACUCCGAUACCAACCCGAACACUACGGCUAGCAGCGUGGCUGGCGAACCCCUCACAGACGGCAGGAAGCGACGCACCGAGGCGAACCAACUGCGUCGAAGUAUCUUUGGAAAGAAGCAUGAUCGCCUUGGAGAAUCAAAGGAAGAUGACACAAUUCGACGAUUUCGUUACCUUCUCGGUCUUACCGACUUGUUCCGGCACUUUAUCGAGACAAAUCCCGAUCCUAAGAUCAGAGAAAUCAUGACCGAGAUUGACCAUCAGAAUGCUGAAGCUGCUCGAGUAAAGAAAGGCGCUGGCAGAAAAGGAGGCGCUACAAGCGAGAGACGGCGACGAACUGAAGCUGAAGAAGAUGCAGAGCUCCUGAGCGACGAGAAGCAUGGUGGAUCCGCUGAUACUGUGUUCAGAGAGUCACCUUCCUUUGUACAGGGAGUCAUGAGAGACUACCAAGUUGCGGGUCUGAAUUGGUUAAUCUCGCUGCAUGAGAACGGUAUUUCGGGCAUCUUGGCUGACGAAAUGGGCCUGGGGAAAACACUACAAACCAUUUCCUUUCUGGGUUAUCUCCGCCACAUCAUGGGUAUUACUGGACCCCAUCUUGUGACAGUGCCCAAGUCAACGCUCGACAAUUGGAAGCGAGAGUUUGCAAAGUGGACUCCAGAAGUCAAUGUGCUUGUGCUCCAAGGUGCCAAAGAUGAGCGUCAUGAGCUCAUAAACGAACGCCUCGUCGACGAAAAGUUUGACGUCUGCAUUACUAGCUACGAAAUGGUUUUGAGAGAAAAGGCGCAUCUCAAGAAAUUCGCUUGGGAGUACAUCAUCAUUGAUGAGGCACAUCGCAUUAAAAAUGAAGAGUCAUCUCUAUCGCAGGUCAUCCGACUCUUCAACUCCCGCAACAGACUUCUCAUUACAGGUACACCUCUACAAAACAACUUGCACGAGCUCUGGGCUCUGCUCAACUUCCUCCUUCCUGAUGUCUUUGGCGAUGCCGAUGCAUUUGAUCAGUGGUUUUCAGGACAAGACCAAGAUCAAGACAAGGUCGUGCAGCAAUUACAUCGAGUCUUGCGUCCGUUCUUGCUCCGACGUGUCAAGAGUGAUGUUGAAAAGAGUCUCUUACCAAAGAAGGAAGUCAAUGUAUACUUGGGCAUGUCUGAAAUGCAGGUCAAAUGGUAUCAAAAGAUUUUGGAAAAGGAUAUCGAUGCUGUUAAUGGUGCUGGAGGAAAGAGAGAGUCUAAGACCAGACUUUUGAACAUUGUGAUGCAGCUACGAAAGUGCUGCAACCACCCCUACCUCUUUGAGGGCGCUGAGCCAGGUCCCCCAUACACAACUGAUGAACAUUUAAUUUACAAUGCAGGCAAGAUGAAGGUCUUGGACAAGCUGCUAGCACGACUUCAGAAGCAAGGCAGCAGAGUCCUGAUCUUUUCUCAAAUGAGUCGAUUGCUUGAUAUCUUGGAAGAUUAUUGCGUUUUCAGGCAGUAUAAGUAUUGCCGUAUUGAUGGUGGAACCGCUCACGAGGACCGAAUUGCUGCUAUCGACGAGUACAACAAGCCUGGAUCAGAAAAAUUCGUCUUUCUGCUGACAACGAGAGCUGGUGGUUUGGGCAUCAACCUGACAACAGCCGACAUAGUCAUUCUCUACGAUAGCGACUGGAACCCUCAGGCGGAUCUGCAGGCCAUGGAUCGCGCGCACCGUAUCGGACAGACGAAACAAGUCGUAGUGUACAGAUUCGUCACUGACAAUGCUAUCGAAGAGAAGGUGCUCGAACGAGCAGCCCAAAAAUUACGACUCGACCAGGUCGUCAUUCAACAGGGUCGCGCUCAGGUUGCAGCCAAGGCCGCUGCAAACAAGGAUGAGCUCUUGAAUAUGAUCCAGCACGGUGCUGAGAAAGUAUUCCAGUCCAAGGGCCCCACUGAUGAAACGGCAAACAAAGAAAAGGAGUUGAACGAUGAAGAUAUUGACGAGAUCUUGAGCCGAGGCGAGUCACGUACCAAAGAGCUCAAUGCUCGGUAUGAAAAGCUUGGCAUUGAAGAUCUUCAGAAAUUCACAUCUGAAUCUGCCUACGAGUGGAAUGGAGAAAACUUCGCCCAGGCCAAGAAGAAUAUUGGCAUGAACUGGAUUAAUCCAUCUAAGCGGGAGCGCAGGGAACAGAGCUACUCUAUGGACAAGUACUUUAGACAGGCCAUGUAUCCCAAUCCCAAGGCCGAUGCCAAGCCUAAAGCUCCCCGAGCGCCCAAGCAGGUGCCGGUCCAUGACUAUCAAUUUUAUCCACCUCGCUUGCAAGAUCUUCAGGAUAGAGAAACAGCAUUUUACCGCAAGGAAAUUGGCUACAAGGUGCCAUUAGCAGACGGGGAUGACGAUAACCUAUCAGAACGCGAAGCCGAGAGAGCGCUUGAGCAGCAAGAGAUUGAUAAUGCGACACCUCUCACGGAAGAAGAGCGAGCAGAGAAGGAGGAACUCUCCAAUCAGGGAUUUGGUCACUGGAACCGCCGUGAUUUCCAACAGUUUGUGAACGGAUCUGGCAAAUAUGGACGCAAUGAUUUCCAGGGCAUUUCCAAUGAGAUUGACAGCAAGACGCCAGCGGAAAUCCGCUGGCUAGAGGGAUCAAACCAGGUUUCAGGAGAACAGGACGUGGGUACGAAAUUAGAAAGGUUUCAUGACCAAAAUUUUACGGCGGCGUUUCAUACUUGGGAGAGAUUAAUACGAAUGAACUCGAACUUGGUUGAAGGUUUCCUCUGUCAGCGGAGACAUGUUUUUUUAUUGGCUUCUUGUUACUCGUGUAGAAACGAUUUCGUCGACUCUUGAAGGCUUUUUAUCUGCCCAAAAAAAAAGAGAAAAUAAAGAUAGUUACGUUGUUUGUAAGUAGUAGGUAGUAAUGUCAAGAAACCACCCGUCUUGAG